Molecule: messenger RNA, 1355 nt
Organism: Cetraspora pellucida
Lineage: Eukaryota; Fungi; Glomeromycota; Glomeromycetes; Diversisporales; Gigasporaceae
Source: the annotation of a GenBank genome assembly
AUGGAAGAUUCGACAGCGUCUCCUAAUGAUAUCAUUCCCAGUAUUUCAACACAAAGUGAAAUCGGAAAAGAAAUAGUUGGUAACACAUAUCAUACUAAAGACCACUGGAUGGCUACAUAUUCAAUAAAUAUCAGUAGAACAUACUUAAAAGAACAUACUUUGAGCUGUUCUUCUUCUCCAAUAUGCAAGACUCAUGGUGAUGUGUUCAAGCAAAUAACAAAAGAAGAAAUAGAUAAAUCAAUAGUUGACUUGGUUGUUAGAAUAGGAAUUUCUUUCAGCAUUCUUGAUAAUCCAUUAUUCCAUAAAAUAACUAGAAAUCUUCAUUAUGUUAUAAAUUCAUAUAAGAAUAUACUAGCCAAGACUUCUGGAUGGAUUUCACUAACAUGUGACAGGUGGCAUUCAACUGUUCAUAAAUGUCAUUACAUCGUCAUUACAGGAUCAUGGAUUAGUGACGAUUGGAAAAUAGUCAACAUAAUUUUAAAUUUUCAAAAAUCAGGCCAAACAGCAGAGGAAAUAUUAUCAGUAAUAAAAGAUACCUUAGAAAAGUAUUCUAUUGAAAAUAAGAUAUUCACACUUACCAUGAAUAACACCACUACAAAUAAAGCAGUAACCUGGUUAUUUCAAAACAAGUUGCCAAAUAAAGAGUUGAUAUCGAUAGCUAAUCCCUUAGCUAGUGGUAGAUUAGAUGUAUUGGAAUCAUAUUGCCAAAUUUCUAGAAUAAAGUUUUUGCAGCCUAUUCUUGAAAUAGAUAUCGUUAGCGAUGAUGAAGAGCUUAUAAACCUCAUAUUCUUCUGCAAACUCCUUAAGCCAUUCGAAAAGGCCAUGUUAGUUCUUUCUAAAGAAGAAUCAAACUCAAUCUCUAAUGCAAUAGUGGUUAUACUAGAAAUUGGUCAGCAUAUCAGAAAAGCUACAAUGAUCCAUCAAAUGAAAAAAAAAUUUGAUAAAUAUUGGAAUAUUAUCAUUGACCAUGUCAUAAUUGCGCAUGUACUUGACCUGAGGUAUAAGUUGGAGCACUUAAAGGCAACCUUAAUUGAAGUUGGUAGAUAUAGUGAAAAUAAAGCAGAGCUGUUUGUUAAUGAUAUUUGGCAAAAAAUUAUUUACUAUAGAAUGAAAUAUACAAGUGCAGAAUCUUUACCUGCUAAGACUAUUGAAGCCAUUGAAAUUAAUGAUGAUUAUCCUACAUCUAAUAAUUUUUUAUUUCUAAGAAGAAGAAUGUCAAACAAACGAAAAUAUGCAAAGUACGCAAACACGAUUGAAUCCGAAUUAGAACAAUACGAAAGCAAGUCUCCUGAAGGUGAACUUCUUGAAGAAUUCAUAACCGAUAAUGAAAGGAAUGGAAUACUAUAUUGGGAAUC